This is a messenger RNA of Dendrobium catenatum, 1391 nucleotides long. Its product is annotated as actin-related protein 7. The coding region runs from base 123 to 1208 and encodes 361 amino acids. Lineage: Eukaryota; Viridiplantae; Streptophyta; Magnoliopsida; Asparagales; Orchidaceae. The transcript has 7 exons. Gene Ontology annotation, cellular component: nucleus. Gene Ontology annotation, biological process: anatomical structure morphogenesis. The record is from RefSeq and is a predicted model, not a curated record.
CUGUCAUACGCUAAAAUGACUGAUGAUCGAAAUCGGCAGAAGAGAUGAAGUUACAGUUCGAAAUCUAGGGUUUUGGCGGCAAGCUUCACCGUCGCGGGAAGUAAGAUUUUUCUGUUCGACCAAUGGAGGCGGUGGUGGUCGAUGCGGGAUCUAAACUUCUAAAAGCCGGGUUCGCCGCACCCGAUCAAGAUCCAGCUAUGAUCAUUCCUACGAAGAUGAAGUGCGUGGUGGAGGAGGGUGACAUGGAAGAUUCAUCGGCUUUCGAGGAAGUGACUGUAGAUCCCGUUGUAAGGGGUUUUAUUAAAGACUGGGAUGCAAUGGAGGACUUACUGCGCCAUGUCCUUUACACGGGACUUGGGUGGGAGAUAGGGGAGGAAGGGCAGAUUUUGUUCACUGAUCCUCUCAAUACCCCAAAGGUUGUCAGGGAACAGUUGGUCCAAAUGAUGUUUGAAACGUUUAAUGUCUCAGGCUUUUAUGCAUCUGAGCAAGCAGUAUUAUCACUUUAUGCAGUAGGACGCAUUUCGGGGUGCACUGUUGACAUUGGACAUGGCAAAAUAGAUAUAGCACCAGUUUGUGAAGGUGCGGUUCAACAUAUAGCCUCUAAAAGAUUUGAGAUCGGUGGAAUUGAUCUGACAAAUCUUCUUGCUCAGGAACUCAGGAAGACCAAUCCACAAGUACAAAUUGACAUUAACGAGAUUGAAAAAUUAAAAGAGCAAUAUGCCUGUUGUGCAGAAGAUCAAUCAUCAUUUGAUAGUACUCUAAAUUCUUGUCAGAAAGAAAAGCACGUUCUUCCAGAUGGGCAGGUUAUAACGAUUGAAAGGGAAAGGUAUAUUGUUGGAGAAGCUCUAUUUCAACCAUCAAUCUUGGGUUUGGAGGAAUAUGGGAUUGUUGAACAGUUGUUUCGAAGUAUCACGAUUGUUGCACCUGAGCUUCACCGACAGCUUAUUGACAACAUUGUUCUAUGUGGUGGUACUACAUCUAUGGCUGGCUUUGAAGAACGUUUCCAGAGAGAGGCAGUUCUAUGCUCCUCUUCAGUACGGCCUUCUCUUGUUAAGCCACCAGAAUACAUGCCUGAGAAUUUGCCAAGCAAUUCAGCUUGGAUGGGCGGUGCUAUACUGGCUAAAGUUGUUUUUCCACAGAAUCAGCACAUCACAAAGGCAGAAUAUGAUGAGACAGGACCAGCAAUUGUUCACAGAAAGUGCUUCUGAUUUUCCCCUUCCUGUAUUCUCUCUGUACCCUAAAGUUUCAGAAAGUUUUAAAUUGUUUAAUGAGCUUGCUCUCACUGUAAUGCUCAAGUGUAGAUUAGUGAACAAGAACCUGCUAAUUAUGCUCAUUAGUAGUCAGGCAUAUGUGAAUUUAUCAUCUGAUUCUUUAUUGAGCUCAUUAUACUU